UUUUUGCGGCACGUUCAAAAUACAGUGGGAAGAUAGCAGGAUGUCGGACAAGGUCAUCCCUGUCCGAGUGGCAGUGCGCUGUAGGCCACUUAUCCCGAAAGAGGAAAAUGAGGGGUGUCAAGUUUGUGUCCAAUUUACCAAGGAUGAGCCUCAGAUCAUCCUCGGAAAGAUGAAGGCUUUUACCUAUGACUAUGUAUUCAGUCCCUGUAAUAGUCAGUCAGAGGUGUAUGAAAUGUCGGUUCACCCACUAAUUAAACAUGUAUUUAAAGGAUACAAUGCCACUGUGGUAGCAUAUGGCCAGACCGGCAGUGGUAAAACCUACUCCAUGGGAGGGUGUUAUGAGGAAUCUUUGAAGGAGGAGGAAGCAAUGAUGGGCAUUAUUCCUCGUGUAUUGAGUGAACUGUUUGAAGGCAUCCAGGCGAGACAGGAUUAUGAAUUUACCACUAAAGUCUCUUAUAUAGAGAUACACAAUGAAGAUAUCAAUGACCUUUUGUGUCCGCCAAACAAGAGGGAACCACUCUCGAUCAGGGAGGAUAUUGAUGGGGGAAUCAAGCUGCCAGGACUACAGGAAGUGGUGGUGGUGUCCUACAAGGAAACAAUGCAGUGUUUGACACGAGGUUCCCACAGUCGGACCACAGGAUCUACGGCCAUGAACAACACAUCCAGUCGUUCGCACGCCAUCUUCACCAUCACCAUUGAGCAGAAAAAGAGUGAUGAUAUGGAUGACUUCUGUAAGUCAAAAUUUUACUUGGUUGAUUUGGCGGGAUCAGAACGAGCCAAGAGGACUCAAGCUGAGGGGGAGAGAUUUAAAGAAGGAAUAAACAUCAACCGCGGCCUACUGGCCCUGGGUAAUGUCAUCAGUGCUCUGGGAGAGGAGGGCAGCAAGCGAAGCCAUAUUCCGUAUAGGGAUUCAAAACUUACACGCUUGUUACAAGAUUCACUUGGUGGAAAUAGCCAUACUGUGAUGAUUGCAUGUGUUAGCCCUGCCGACUCAAACAUGGAGGAAACACUCAAUACCCUACGUUACGCUGACCGAGCACGAAAAAUAAAGAACAAGCCGAUUGUCAAUCGGGAUCCGCAAACAGAAGAAAUAAUGAGACUGAAAUCCCUGGUACAGAAACUACAGCUUCAGUUGAUCGGAGGCGGUGUAACCUGUCCAGACUCAAUCUCUACCAUAAGUUCCUGCAGUAGUUCGACCAGCGUAGAGACAUCAGCAGAGGAACUCCGAGCACUCAUGGAAAAGAACAAAUUACUGGAGGCGGAGAAUGGGAAGUUGUCGACGGAGCUCACAAGAGCAGUGGACCAGAGUACAAAUAUGUGUGAGAAGGCUAUUAGAAUGGAAAUGAAAUGUGAUAAGCUCAAAACUCGUCUUCAGAACCUUAAAAAAGACACUGGACUUGACCUGGAAGUUCUCAGCUCCAGUAUUGACGUUGAGAGCAGCCCAGUCCUUAAAGAACAGCUAGAUAAACUGAAGGAUCUGGCUGAUAAGAUGAAAGCAGACUCGUCGGAGGAAGACAAGGACCUGGUGACAGAUGUAAUAUCAGAGGAAGAUGAGGAGGAGGAGGAUGAGGAGGGACAGGAGUGCACCCCAGAGACGCCCCAAAGCAGGGCUCUGUCUAACGAGUACGCUCUGCGGCAGGCCCGCAUGAAUCGUGAAUUGCUCGAGCUCAACAAGCUACUGGAGAAAAAGGAGCACCUGGCCUCACAGAUGAACAGAAGUGACCAACAUAUGGACGCAAUGAAAAAACAGUAUGAGACUGCUAUGAAAGAUUUGGAAAUUGAAGUUACUAUCCUCCAAAGAGAAAAAGACGAGAUGCAAUCGGCACUAGAUACUGCUCGUGUCAACUCUAAUGUUAAUAAAGUCGCUGAACAAAGAAGGAAAAGACUUAAAGAACUUGAGCAGCAGAUCUCUGACCUGAGGAAGAAAAUGAAUGAGCAAACGAGACUGUUGAAGAUGAAAGACUCCUCAGACAAGCAGGUGUCAAAAUUAAAUACAGAAAUACAGGACUUGAAGCAUCAUCGUGUAAAGCUGAUGAAACAGAUGAAAGAGGAAUCUGACACGUUCCGUAAAUGGAAACAGAAGAAAGACAAGGAAGUCUUACAGCUUAUGCAGAAGGACAGAAAAAGGCAAUGUGAGAUCGCAAAGCUUCAGAGAGAAAACCAAAAACAGUCCAGUGUUCUCAAGAGAAAAUCAGAGGAGGCUGCUGCAGCCAAUAAAAGGUUGAAGGAGGCACUGGCCAAACAGAAGCAGGUCCUAGCUGAGCGUAGUUCCAAGUUACAGCAGUCUGAUGCGUCGUCCAUUGGUAACAGAGUACGGACAUGGCUGAGUCACGAGUUUGAGAUCCGUGUGAGUAUCCGAGAGGCCAAAUACCACCUGGAAAGCCUACUCAAUGAUCGCAAAACUCUGUCUGAACAACUCCGCCAGCUUAAGGUGAAGAUAGGAGAGGAACCACCCAAAAAGAAAUUUGCGUGGGAGAAUUCAGACUGCUACAGAGUUGAGGGAAGCUUUGAAGAGGAAUCAACUAAGAACCAAAUCCAGGUUGUUGAACAAGAGAUCAAUUUGAGGAAUGCCCAAAUCUCCGACCUCCAGCAGAAAAUAGUUGAUGCUGAUCAAAACUGUAAAGGAAAAGCAACAUGGGAAAGCCUUCACACAAUGACAGAGGCCAAAUGUGGGAUGAAAUGGCUUUUAGAACAGGCUGUAACAUCUCGAGUAGAAGUGAACCGUGCACAAAGCGAACUUCGAGACUCACAAAUGAACCAUGUUGACAAGAAGGAGGAAAUAACGGCACUGGAGAAGGAAGUAGCAGCCCUGAAGAAAAAACAUGAUGCUGUUAUGACAGAGCUACAGAAAAAACAUGAGGAAAAGGUGCUGUACCUACUACAGCGAGUGAAGAAUAGCCCUGGGGAUGGAGAAUCUCAACAAACAUUACAAAUCCAGCAACAAGAAAUUGAAAAGCUAAGUACGUUACAUGAGGAGCUGUCCAAUAAGACUGAGGAAUGCAACAAUCUGAAAAAGCAACUGACCAAAGCUACGUACCAGCAUAGAAAUCUCUCCUUAUUGCCAGACAUCGAAAAUCCAGAAUCUUCUCCGUUCUUCUCUCCAGAAAUAAAGAGAAAAAAGAAACAAUCUGUGGCCCAGCAACCAAAGAAGAAGUCUAAUAGUCGACUGGUCACUUAUGAGGAGCAUGCUCUGGAUUGGGAACAGGACAACGAUGAAGAAAUUCCUACUGACGAUGAGAAUGACCCAGACUGGGUCAAAACACCAGUAUUUGUAAAGAAGAAAAGACCAUCGCGUAAAACAAUGAUACGAGAUUCAAAUAGACGCUCGAUAGAAGAUUUACAAAAUGACAUGUCAAACAAUACAACGACCUCGUCCCUAAACAGUACGUAUAAUCUGGAGGACAAUGCAGAGGCCAUGAAUCCUCCAGCUGCUGUAAAACCCAAGAAAGGCCGACAGCAAAAACGCAUCCUUGACAAUAUUACAAGCAACCAGAGUGUGAGGAGCUCUGAUGAAUUUGAAUCUUUACCGCAGAAAUCUCUCCAUGAGGACAGUGAAAUCAGCUCUUUGUCGAAAGGAGCAAAGCAGAAAAAGCGAAAGCUGCAUAGUGUUAGUAACAGUUUGUUUGCACCUUUGGUGUGAUUAAGAAGUAUAGUCUCGUUAGACCUCUACCCAUAAAGCUGUUGGUUUCCAGAUACCUCAUUUGAAGUUUUGCUGCUUUUCUAUGCCAUGCUUUUGAAAGGCCUGCAUUAUGAUUAGGGUAGAGUUUACCCAUACACAGAAUGUUUUUAAAACUCUUUAUGGACUUGUCUUUAUCAUUAGACGAACAUGUGAUCAUUGCGUGCCAGUAUUUCCAUAUUGGAUCCAAGAUUUCAAUGUCAUGUUGUUAAUGAAUGUUACAGAUAUUUCAUUUGAGUUUCUAUAGAAAUCAAGAAGUAAAAAUGAAGACUAGCAUGGCAACCAUGCUUUUCCUGAAGAUAUGAAGGAUUGUGACUCUUGUCGAUUGAUGUAUUGACAAAGAAAACAGUUUUACAGAGCAACCAGCUUGCCACUUGAUCAACACUACUUUAUUUCAAGCAUUGCCUUGCUUCACAUUGAAACUAGCCAGUUUCAUAUGUCCCAGCCAUGUGACUUGACAUUCAGCUAACCAAACAGUCACUGUAAAAUUGGAUACAAUAGUUUGUGGUGCAAUAAUGUUAGAAACAGCUCAGUAGUUUGGUAAAAGUUUAGAAUCUACUAGAAAUCUUGUUUGAUUGAUAAAUUGUAAAACAAGAGGCUCAAAGGGCCUGUAUCACUCACCUGGUUUAUUUGAGCAAACAUCAAAGUAAUUAUGUUCCAUUUGUUAAUAGCUUCAU
Molecule: messenger RNA, 4353 nt
Organism: Pecten maximus
Lineage: Eukaryota; Metazoa; Mollusca; Bivalvia; Pectinida; Pectinidae
Product: chromosome-associated kinesin KIF4A-like
Exons: 28
Coding region: 41-3640 (1199 amino acids)
Biological process (GO): microtubule-based movement; mitotic spindle organization
Molecular function (GO): microtubule motor activity; ATP binding; microtubule binding
Source: RefSeq, a predicted model, not a curated record